Messenger RNA from Cydia amplana, 653 nucleotides. RefSeq lists its product as uncharacterized. Gene Ontology annotation, biological process: chaperone-mediated protein complex assembly; protein folding. Gene Ontology annotation, cellular component: cytosol; nucleus. The record is from RefSeq and is a predicted model, not a curated record. Gene Ontology annotation, molecular function: Hsp90 protein binding; protein-folding chaperone binding. Lineage: Eukaryota; Metazoa; Arthropoda; Insecta; Lepidoptera; Tortricidae. The coding region runs from base 92 to 565 and encodes 157 amino acids. The transcript has 2 exons.
AUUGGUUUUCAUUUUCGUUGGUUUCCUGUAACUGCCGACUGUGUAGCAACGUGCUGAUAUCGCAAACAAGCUAUUAUUUAACCCCUUUAUUAUGACUUCGGAAACAAUCGCUAUCCCACCAUCGGUUUCAUGGGCUCAGAGAAGCACUCGUGUUUUUUUGACAUUUAAUGUUGAAUGUGAAAAACCGGAUAUAAAAAUUGAAAAGAAAUCGGUUUCAUUUAGAGGAAUAUGUGCUCCAGACCGCAAACUACUUCAAGUUGAUAUACCCUUGUAUGCCGAAAUAGAUCCCGAGAAGAGCACAGAAGUCAACAAAGGCAGAUACAUUGAGCUCGUGUUAAUGAAAGAAAAGACGGAUGAGUCAUUUUGGCCCACACUAACGAGUGACAAGAAGAAGCACCAUUGGCUAAAGGUGGACUUCAAUCGCUGGCAGGAGGAGGAUGAAAGCGAUGAUGGCAUGCUUGAGAUGAAUGACAUGUUUUCAAACAAAAUAGGCCCAUUUGGGGAUGAACUUGAAAAGGACGACUCCAGUUCUGCCGAGGAAGAGGAUCUUCCUGAUAUAGAAUAGACAUUCUCGAAUCUCCAUAGCCAUGUAAAACUCUUUAGACAUUUAGAUUUAAGUGCAUUAUUAAUGUUUGUGCUUUUAUAUGAAAUAG